Molecule: messenger RNA, 1394 nt
Organism: Pseudopipra pipra
Lineage: Eukaryota; Metazoa; Chordata; Aves; Passeriformes; Pipridae
Product: cytochrome c oxidase assembly protein COX14 homolog
Exons: 2
Coding region: 101-262 (53 amino acids)
Source: RefSeq, a predicted model, not a curated record
ACGUGACUCCCUCCCGGGAGGGGGGGGCCGGGCACGUGACACCGGCGGGACACGUGACAGGGAGCGGGACACGUGACAGGGAGCGGGAGCGGGCACAGCCAUGGUGUCGGGCAAGCAGCUGGCAGACUUUGGCUACAAGGCCUUCUCGGGCUCCAUGAUGCUGCUGACGCUCUACGCGGGGUACCUGUGCAGCGUCCGCGUCCAGAGGAUGCUCCAGCACCGCCGGGAGCGCGAGGAGAACACGCCUGGCCCCCAGAGCUGAGCCUGGGCUGGCGCUGGCACCGGGCCUGGCAGCUGGGACCAGCCUGGCACUGGGCCUGGCAGCUGGGACCAGCCUGGGACCGGGCCUGGCAGCUGGGACCAGCCUGGCACCGGCCCCGUGCCCAGCCCGGGAGCUGAGCUGGGACUGGGACCGGCCCCAGGAGCUCAGUCUGGCCUGGGACUGGUCCUGCACCCAGUCUGGGACUGGAAUCAACCCCAGAGCUGAGCCUGGCCCAGUGAACUGAGCCUGGCCUGGGACUGGUCCUGCACCCAAUCUGGGACUGGGACCAGCCCCAGGAGCUGAGCUGGGACUGGGACUGGUCCUGCACCCAGCCUGGGACUGGAAUCAACCCUAGGAGCUGAGCCUGGCCCAGUGAACUGAGCCUGGCCUGGGACUGGUCCUGCACCCAGCCUGGGACUGGGACCAGCCCCUGGAGCUGAGCUGGGACUGGGACCAGCCCCAGGAGCUCAGUCUGGCCUGGGACUGGUCCUGCACCCAAUCUGGGACUGGGACUGGCCCCAGGAGCUGAGCUGGGCCCAGUGAACUGAGCCCGGCCUGGGACUGGUCCUGCACCCAGUCCGGGACUGGGACCAGCCCCAGGAGCUGAGUUGGGACUGGAAUCAACCCCAGGAGCUGAGCUGGGACUGGAAUCAACCCCAGGAGCUCAGUCUGGCCUGGGACUGGCCCUGCACCCAGCCUGGGACUGGGACCAGCCCCAGGAGCUGAGCCUAGCCCAGUGAACUGAGCCCGGCCUGGGACUGGUCCUGUGCCCAGCCUGGGACUGGGACUGGCCCCAGGAGCUGAGCUGGGACUGGGACCAGCCCCAGGAGCUCAGUCUGGCCUGGGACUGGUCCUGCACCCAAUCUGGGACUGGGAUGAGUCCCAGGAGCUGAGCUGGGACUGGUCCUGCACCCAAUCUGGGACUGGGAUGAGUCCCAGGAGCUGAGCUGGGACUGGUCCUGCACCCAGCCUGGGACUGGAAUCAACCCCAGGAGCUGAGCUGGGACUGGUCCUGCACCCAAUCUGGGACUGGAAUCAACCCCAGGAGCUGAGCCAGGACUGGGACUGACUGAGGGGGCAGCAGGACCCACCCUUUUGCCCCCCUGGGCCCAAUAAAAGCCGUGUGAAAGCA